Pelobates cultripes (western spadefoot toad) is the source of this 495-nucleotide messenger RNA. The record is from the annotation of a GenBank genome assembly. NCBI's taxonomy places the organism in Eukaryota, Metazoa, Chordata, Amphibia, Anura, Pelobatidae.
AUGGUGCCGACCUUCCCGGCAUCCACGUGCUCUGGGGAGGAAUCCGUUACUCUGGCUGACAUAGGAGCUGAACCUAGGCGGAUGUCAGCACAGAUGGUCACAAAAGCAGACCUCACCAGGGUCUCUGACACCCUGCAUGCUGCGCUGAAGGCAGAAGUGGCGGGAAUCAGGGCAGACAUCACACGGCACGACGCACGCAUUACUGCCAUGGAGCAACGCAUAGAAAAUGCAGAGGGAAGGCAUAUGGCUACAGAUACCGCAAUUAAACGGCAAGGGGACCUAUUGUUGGCCCUGCGGCGACAAAGGGAAGACUUGGACAACAGGGGUCGCCGCAACAAUAUGCGUGGCAUGCCUGAAGCAGACAGCGCGGGAGAGAACGUGGCGGAAACUCUUACCCAACUUUUCCGCAUUAUCCUCCGUGAGGAGGCCCCAGACCACUUCAGAUUCGACAGGGCGCAUAGGGACCUCAGACCACGGACGGCAGAGGCCGCGUGA